AUGAACUACCAACAGAACAGCCGAUGGUUCCAGAUCUAUGGUCGGGAUUUUGCAUUUGCCGUUCGAAAAAGUGCCAGUCCGAAGCCGCAUCGAAAGCUUGCCAGGACCACAACCGUUGUCCACGAGAUCCCCGUUGAGGUUCGGAAAAUUAAUCAACAAAAUCGAGUUCACAAAGGUUUGCAGGACUUAAUGGCGGAAUUUUGUGCGCACAGUUCGAUUCACGGAAUCGGCUAUAUGGGUUCGAGGCAGCGGUCCGCGUUUGAAAAGUUCUUCUGGCUUUUUGUGUUUCUUCUGUCGAUGUUCGGAUGCGGGAAGCUGAUUGACAAUAGUUUACGAAAGUGGAACGAAAAUCCGGUUAUAAUAACGUUUGAUGAGGUUCCGACGGCCGUGUGGAACAUUCCGUUUCCUGCGGUCACGAUUUGUCCGGAAGCGAAGAUAAAAAAGUUUAAUUUGAACUUCACCGAUGCUUUCAUGAAACUGACCCAUUGGAAUCGAUCCAAGGAUUUGAAUGAUGUUGAAAUGGAUAACUUGCUGACAAAUCUCCAGCUGUGUGACGAAUAUUUUCACACGUCAUACUACAACCGAUAUUACAUAAAUCACACCUUGAAAGGACAUUUGGUCGACACUUUGAAGAACAUUUCCUUCAUGUCAAAUGACACCAUUUACUAUUGUCGACUGAACAGUCUAGUCUGCAAAAAAAUGUUUUCCAAUACAAUCACUGAGGAAGGCAUCUGUAUGACCUUCAACGGACUUUCCAAUGAAGAAAUGUUCAGGCAACAGAAUCUUCAUUCCGAUUACGAGUAUUUGGAAGAGAAACGGCAAUCGACCAGCUGGAACCUCGAAAACGGCUACUCAGCUGAAGCUGACCUCGAUUCCUACCCGAUUCGAGUGUUUGGAGCAGGUUUUGGAGCCGGUUUGUACGUCCAUCUGAUGACCGUAAACAAAGAUCUGGAAUAUCACUGCCGAGACGGUCAAGGAUUCAAAGUAUUGCUGCAUGCACCCAGCGAAUAUCCACAGGUUUCCAAGAAAUUUGUUCGCGUAACGCUCGGUCGUGACAUAGCAAUAGCGAUCAAACCACAAAUACUAAACACCGAUAAUGAACUGCAUGAUUACGAACCAGAACGAAGACAGUGCUACUUUAACCGGGAACGCCAACUCAAGUUCUUCCAGGUUUACACUCAAGCAAACUGUGAACUGGAAUGCUCAACUAAUUACACCUUGAAGGAAUGUGGAUGUGUGAGGUAUUCCAUGCCAAGGUCUGCCGAUACGAGGGUUUGUGAAACUUCGGAGCUGAUGUGUACUCUUAAUGCCCAGAUAAAUCUCCUGGAGUUGAAUGCCGAACACCAUCUGAAGCACGGAGAUUCCAUGCAGGACGGAUGCAACUGUUUGCCGGCAUGUUACGCUAUUCAGUACGAUGCAGAAAUUACACAAACUAUCUUCAACUUCAAAGAGACGCUCAGACUCCGACUUGGACCCAAAGGAAUUCCUUACGAAGAUACAAUCACUCAAAAACAGAUAUCAAAACUGGAAAUCUACUUCAAAGAUAUCCAGUUCAUAACCUCGAAAAGGACGGAACUAUACGGUUUAACGGAUUUCGUGGCUAAUUGUGGUGGAAUCUUGGGUCUCUGUAUGGGCGUUAGUUUGCUGAGUUUAGUUGAGCUGCUCUACUACUGUACAUUGAGGCCGCUCAUGCUUUUCAGACAAACCCUGCAAAAUGGAUUCUACGUAGUAGACGUUAACGGCAGAAGAGAUGGACUACAAGGGCAUAAUUCUAAAUGA
This is a messenger RNA of Uranotaenia lowii, 1779 nucleotides long. RefSeq names its product pickpocket protein 28-like. NCBI's taxonomy places the organism in Eukaryota, Metazoa, Arthropoda, Insecta, Diptera, Culicidae. Bases 1 to 1779 code for a protein of 592 amino acids. The record is from RefSeq and is a predicted model, not a curated record. The transcript has 3 exons. Gene Ontology annotation, molecular function: ligand-gated sodium channel activity. Gene Ontology annotation, biological process: sodium ion transmembrane transport. Gene Ontology annotation, cellular component: membrane.